Suillus clintonianus is the source of this 1521-nucleotide messenger RNA. RefSeq lists its product as uncharacterized. Bases 1 to 1521 code for a protein of 506 amino acids. The record is from RefSeq and is a predicted model, not a curated record. The transcript is spliced from 5 exons. Lineage: Eukaryota; Fungi; Basidiomycota; Agaricomycetes; Boletales; Suillaceae.
AUGCGUGUCUAUCACCCACCACCUCAACCUGCCCCUACAGACAAUAUUUUCACGUAUCAGGCUGGUGAACCUCCGAACAUGGGUCCGAACCAUCCAAAUAACCAGCUUCCUGGCUUUAGUGCUGCCUUUGGCGGGCUUGAUUCUCGCAUGAUACCCCAGGGUCCUGGCCAGAAUCAAUAUACAUAUCCACCACCUCUCCCUCCUCCAUCAUACCCAACUCCUGCGAGGCAGCACAUUGACCCUUCGUUAAUGGACUACGACAACGAGGAUGACGAGGAUGAAUUCCCACCUGUGUCCACCCUGCUUGAGCAUGCUGCCAAGCCAGCGAAAAAGAUCGCAGGGAGCCGUCGCACGAGCACUGUUAUUACUACUGCCAAAGCUAAAGGCAAGGCACGUGCCAUCGACAAUACUGGACCGCUGAAACGUGGCCGUCAACAGGGAGCACCAAAUUAUAACGAAGAUGACAUUGAUGCUCUACUCGAUGCGUGCGAAUCGUGUUUGCCUGUGGGUGCGAAGAGUUGGAAUAUUGUUGAAGCCACCUUUGCACGGUGGGCGAAUGACAAUGACCGUCCAGCUCGCUCGUCCAAGUCUCUCGAACUCAAAUUCAAGCAAUUUGUUCGAACAACGAAGCCAACAGGGGAUGCAGAAUGUCCUCCUUACAUUGACCGAGCACAUUACAUCGACACUUUGAUUAACGAGAAAGCUGGGACUCGUGAUCUUGAUGACGAAGAACUUGCUGAUGAAGUUGUUGAAAUCUCGGAUGACGACGACGACGACGACCCAACAGUGUCAGCCCUUUCGAAGACCAAGCCAACUCAAAUCAAGCACGAGGCCCAAGAGCCUCGUCUUGGGCCUGCUGCUCGCCGUGCGACAUCCCCUGUUAUUUCCCGUCCCCCUCGCACAUCACGAAGUGCAGGGGUUGACCUUCUGGCAACUAUAUCUGCUUCUCUCGACCCUCGCCUUCAGGCCGUCCGAGACGAAGAUCGCUCAGCACGCGCCAUUCAAUCUACACAGGUCAUGUCGCUGACCACUCAGCUCCGUGAUGCACACGCCACCGUCAAUAAACUUCAUGGCCAGCUUGCACAAGUCGAACGUGAACGUGCUAAUGCUGAACGUCGUGCAGACCGUCUCGAGAUGCAGCUUGAAAUGGCCAAGUUCAUGCAGGACUCUCGUAGUGGGCACCAGCAGCAAGAACGUGUUCGUCGUGAGACAAUCUAUAGAGAUGGAGGCCGCUCGACAAUCUGGGUCACACCUGACGAGGCUGGAGAUGACUUUGGCCUUGAUGACCAUGAUGUGGUCUCACGACGUGACAUUGUUGAGGACCAGCGUGUGGGUCGUUACACUCGUGCCAUUGUUCCCCGAGUCCCGAUGACCCCUCGUACAUCUGCUACACCUCGUGCUUCAGCUACCCCUGCCAGUGGCCCAUCCUCUGCACGUCUCGAUGUCUCAUUCACACCAACAUCAAUUACCAUAUCUCCCAGUCAUGGUAGGGAAUCCAAAGGUCCCAAUGAGAUAGAUUAG